UCAGCUCCGCCUCCCGGCCAAUCCAGAGGCAGCGGAGGGGUGGGGCCUGGCCCGCGCUGGCUGGCUCGGUGUCUGCGCGCGGGCUUCGUCGCGUCGCAGCUGUGCGCGUGAAUCGCUUUUGUCCGCGCCAUGGAGUCUGCGCUGAUCCGGCGUUUAGCCCCGCGUCUGGGCAUCGCCGAGCCCGGUGUGCUGAGGAAAGCAGAGGAGUACUUGCGACUGUCCCAGGUGAAAUGUAUUGGCCUGUCUGCACAUACCACGGAGACCAGCAAUGCAGUCAUGUGCCUGGACCUUGCGGCUUCCUGUAUGGAGUGUCCUUUGGACAGGGCUUAUUUAAUUAAACUUUCUGGUUUGAACAAGAAGGUCUAUCAGAGCUGUCUUAAAUCUUUUGAAUGUUUACUGGGCCUGAAUUCAAAUAUUGGGAUGAGAGACCUGGCUGUACAGUUUAGCUGUACAGAAGCAGUGAACAUGGCUUCAAAGAUACUGCAAAGCUAUGAGUCCAGUCUUCCACAAACACAGCAAGUGGAUCUUGACUUAUCCAGGCCACUUUUCACCACGGCUGCACUACUCUCGGCAUGCAAGCUUCUAAAGCUAAAGGUGGAUAAAAAUAAAAUGGUAGCCACAUCUGGUGUAAAAAAAGCCAUAUUUGAUCGACUUUGUAAACAAUUAGAGAAGAUUGGGCAGCUGAUGGACAGAGCGCCUAGAGAUUCAGUUACUUCACCACAGAAGAAAAAGAUGAUGAUGGUUGAACCUCCAGCAGAAGAAACAGAGAAGGUGGUAGAGAUCCCACAUAAACCUCAGAAAGAUGAAGAUCUGACACAGGAUUAUGAAGAGUGGAAAAGGAAAAUUUUGGAAAAUGCUGCCAGAGCACGAAAGGCUCCCGCAGAGUGACCUCUUCCAGACCGCCAUGUGCUAUAAACCCACAGUACGUCCGCCUCCUCAACAAGGACAUGAGGGUUUUGGAAUCUGUUUCAACUUUUAGAGCUAGGAUCCUGACUAUUGCCUUAAUAGCAAAGAAGCCAGCCCGGGGCUGAGUUUUGGGCAGCAGGCUGCCCCUGAGGUGGGCAACAGAUCCAUUAGAUCAGUCAUUUUGGUGUAGCCUUGGCUCCCCACAGGUCUGCACUGUCCUACAAAAUGGAAUUGGAGUCAUUUUGCUCUUUUGUUUUAAGCAAAAAACAGUCCCUUGUCCUAUCCAAAAUAUAAAAUUCAGGCUGAAUGGAGUCUUAGGGAUUUUACUUAGGUUUUUGUGUAAGUUGCUUGGUUUGACGAAAUCAAUAUAUGGUACAGUCUAAGUUAAUAAAUGUUAUUUUUAUAUGCA
Messenger RNA from Equus caballus (horse), 1315 nucleotides. It is a transcript of the gene ORC6, whose product is annotated as origin recognition complex subunit 6. Gene Ontology annotation, molecular function: DNA binding. The record is from RefSeq and is a predicted model, not a curated record. Gene Ontology annotation, biological process: DNA replication; DNA replication initiation. Lineage: Eukaryota; Metazoa; Chordata; Mammalia; Perissodactyla; Equidae. Gene Ontology annotation, cellular component: nuclear origin of replication recognition complex.